This is a messenger RNA of Laetiporus sulphureus 93-53, 1299 nucleotides long. RefSeq lists its product as uncharacterized. The record is from RefSeq and is a predicted model, not a curated record. NCBI's taxonomy places the organism in Eukaryota, Fungi, Basidiomycota, Agaricomycetes, Polyporales, Laetiporaceae. Bases 1 to 1299 code for a protein of 432 amino acids. The transcript has 11 exons.
AUGGAUACAUCCGACCAAUCAGAUGCACUGCCGGUCAAUUUGACGGCGGGCAUGCCGCAAAUCGACUAUCUCACUGGCCCUGACGUUAACGGCAGUUGGUCAACAGCGAUCCAGCUGCUGCCGUACCUCUCGAUCGUCGGCAAUCAGUCAACACUAGGUCUCGCCAAUCCCACGUUAUAUGACAUACUGGACCCGAACGAUGGUGUGGGCAAUACCACGGUCAAUGCCACGACUGCUGAAGUAGAAUGCUUCAACGUGCCGAAUACUACAGCAACAAGUUCAAACGUACUAGGAGAAGAAUAUUAUUGGAAGGCCAAUGCAAUAUACGAUAACUACGACAUGACCUUCUUUUUCUGGGGGAUCCUCGAUUCCGGGAGAGUAAUACACGACACCUGGUUUGAUCCGAAUUUGCACACUGGCUUACCCCUAGGACGUAAUGCCGUAUUUCUCACGACAUUUGAUGUGGUGGACAGUCAGGGAAAUGCAGGAUCGUACGUCUCGGGCUACAACUACACGAAUCUGCAGGUUAUCGGAUGCACACUCUCAUGGACUCCUACCAAAGCCAUCGUAGAUACGGGUUCGAGAUACGUUUUAGCUAUAGAGCCUGGAAGAGCGAUCAACCGAUCAUCUGCAUGGUCCGAAUGGAAGCCAGGAUUGCAGAACUCCACAGAUCAGAGGGAAGAUCUCCAGGCGGACGUAUGGGCCAGUAUGCUGGAUGACCCCAUCAACGGCGCGUAUUAUAAUGGUUACGCGCUGCCGAACGCGAAUGGUGAACCCUUACCUACGUCUCAAAUCGACGAGUAUAUCAUGACUGCGCUCGGUCAGCCCCUCGGCGGUAACGUCACGUUGACACAGUUUGAGAACACACUCAGCGAUCUGAGCGCCUCCGUAUUCUGGGCCAGCGUCCAUCUCUUGCCUUCGGGCCAACCAGGGAAUGACACGUCAAUCGUCCGCGGAUCUACGGUCGUCGCUCAGACUGUAUCCCGUCUAAACAUUAACCCUAUACCAUUAUUCUUCGGCUUCGUCGCAUCUGUCCUGCUUCUCGUUUUGGCAAUCUUCCUGACAUACGGAGCAACGAAAGCGAGUUACAUGUUGGACGGAAUGGGCCCGCUGCACGUCAUCUGGCUGACCGCAGAGCAUGCGGAUCUGCGAAAGCGCAUCGCGAGCGUUGGCGAGCCUGCCACGAGCGAUUUACGAAGAGCAGGCAUGCUGGAGACCAUCAGUCUUGAUCACGGUGCCAGCAAUGUGACUUUGGUAGACGUGGAGUACACUCGCGUAGACGGGAAGGAUAACGAGUAA